ACCUCGGCAUUAAAAAGAAAGAACACUGAAACUGCGAGCUCAAGCGAGAGCUCGGGCGUUGAAGCAUCCUCAUCAGCGGCGGCGAGAGCUGAAAUUUCGCAGAAAGCGGGGCCGGAGCAGUUUUCAUACGGCGAUCGACAAGCACUAGCACUGCCAGAUGAUGAAGAUGUGACCGACACAGACGGCCAUGAUAUGGAUUAG
Messenger RNA from Gongylonema pulchrum, 201 nucleotides. NCBI's taxonomy places the organism in Eukaryota, Metazoa, Nematoda, Chromadorea, Rhabditida, Gongylonematidae. The record is from the annotation of a GenBank genome assembly.